Cololabis saira (Pacific saury) is the source of this 1012-nucleotide messenger RNA. RefSeq names its product ubiquitin thioesterase OTUB2-like. The record is from RefSeq and is a predicted model, not a curated record. The coding region runs from base 160 to 849 and encodes 229 amino acids. Gene Ontology annotation, biological process: negative regulation of double-strand break repair; protein K48-linked deubiquitination. The transcript is spliced from 5 exons. Gene Ontology annotation, cellular component: nucleus. Gene Ontology annotation, molecular function: cysteine-type deubiquitinase activity; ubiquitin binding. Lineage: Eukaryota; Metazoa; Chordata; Actinopteri; Beloniformes; Belonidae.
UUUCAAUAAAGCGAAACCACAAUUGAAAUCAUGUUUUGCUAAUAACGUGUUCCUGUAUCACUUACAUUUUGUUCAGUAUGAAGGGAUUUUAUACGGCUUGUCAAACACUUAAACUGCGGUUUUGUGUCGCGGAAAGUGGAGCUGUUUUUUUGUGGACAGAUGGAGGCCGACUGGCUCGUUUCAUGCAGAGAAGACAUUUCUUCGCUGUUCCCUCCAGAGACUCUGAACCUGAACGCCAAACACGAAGCGUUAAAGGGACAGUUUUCCGCCGUCCGGAAAGUGCGCGGUGAUGGGAACUGCUUCUACAGAGCCUUCAGCUUUGCGCUGCUGGAGUCAGCGCUGCGCAGCGCCAGGGAUUUGCAGAGAUUCAAAGACAAGAUAAUGCAGAGCACCAGAGCUUUGGAUUCAGCGGGAUUCGAUGAGGGUUCCUUCAAAGACCACCUGAAUACUGUUGUAAAUGUUGUGGAGCGGUGCCAGGCUGAUGAGGCGGAAGCCUCUCUUCUCAGGCUCUUCAACGAGCAGCUGGUCUCUGACAGCGUGGUGCAGUAUCUCAGGCUGCUCACUUCAGCGCACCUCCAAGUCCACGCAGACUUCUUUUGCAACUUCGUAGAGGCGCCUGAUUUACAAGUCUACUGUCGUCAGGAAGUGGAAGUGAUGGCGAUGGAGUGUGAUCACGUGGACAUCUUGGCCUUGUUGCAGGCCUUGGACAUUGGCAUUCACAUCGUCUCUAUGGAGGGUGAUGAACGGAAGCUGGUUCACCACAUCAUUCCAGAUGGCGCUGAGCCUUCCCUGCAUCUUCUUUACCAAACCUCACAUUACAACAUUCUCUACCCACGACCUCAUCUCUGACCAGCGGUCCACCAGGAUCCUGAUCAACUCAGGAACACUUGACUGGUUGAAUAAACUCCUGCUUUCAUGCCGUCUCGACAAGCAUGGGAAUUGUUUUUAGUAUUUUCCAGGUAUAUAGGUAUUGAAUGUAAUAAUAAUAAAAGAAUGUGGAAAAAAAAAUUCU